Molecule: messenger RNA, 2309 nt
Organism: Triticum aestivum (bread wheat)
Lineage: Eukaryota; Viridiplantae; Streptophyta; Magnoliopsida; Poales; Poaceae
Product: putative bidirectional sugar transporter SWEET7d
Exons: 4
Coding region: 1193-1990 (265 amino acids)
Source: RefSeq, a predicted model, not a curated record
CUCCUGUUGAUUGGUGCAACACAUGCGCGGCCACUACCUCGCCGGCCCGCCACGCGUGCCCCGCCUUCGGCUGCGGCUGCCACCGUUCCGCCGCCACGCCGCCGCACAUGGCCUGCUACGAGUCGCCGCUACACUAUACCUCGUGGCCCAAUGACAACCUCGCGCAGUCGCGCCCACCGCGCCAGCCGCGGUGCCCAUGUAUUCCUCGACGAACAUGGCGCCCGGCGGCGAGCAUCUUCUGCGUCUGCAACGACACAAGCGUGAAGCAAGCGCCGUGGUGACCUCGAGGACAACCCAGCAGAACGUGAUCGCCACUCGGCACGGGGUUUUCCUCUUCGAUUGCUGAACACGGUCAACGGAUUGCGGAGAAGGGCGGACGCCUCCGAUGUGCCUGUUCGUCGUCGGAGACGCGCGAGUCUCGGAGGAGAGGCUGGCGUGAUUUCUUGAUCAGGAUCGACGAGUGUCUCUCCGCUCGUGGUGGUCGGGGAAGAUGGCAAGCGGGAGGUGGCCGCGACGCGCUCCAGGUGUUCGACAGAAAGCCUAGCUGGCCCAACUAGACGGAACAGAGGGGCCUGAUCGACACCUUUUGAGCACCUUGAAGCAAGUGCCGCACCGAGCAGUGGCAGAGGCAGCUUGUCGUUGCUGUUGAGGCUGCACGCACGCACGCACGCGCCGGAAGAGGUGCUGCUUGCUGCUGCUACUAAUUGGUGUUGCUCUGCUCGAUCGGCAAACAGCAGCGGCUGGCGCUUGCAAUAUCUAAAGAUGGUGAUUCCGUGGGCGUCGUCAUCUCCAGCCUGUCCCUGCAAGCAUCGGAUUCAUGAUUACAAUGUUCCAAGAUGACGUUCCCAGAAUCCACCAUCAGCUCCUCACAUUGUUCAAAGACCAGAGCCGCCGCCGUGGAAUAACCUGAGUCCAUAUUCAUCACAUGGAUCGAAUCACCAAAGAAGGGUAGCUCAACCUGCAUACGAAGACCAGAACCUUCACAAAGAGCAGUUGCUUCUGCCGUAACCUCAUCAGUCAUCCGCGCCCACAAAGUCGCUCCACAUGCACCCAUGUUAUCCUCCUCCAGCGUCGACGUUAAGAAUUUGACACCCCGUGGGUGGUUUCUUCCAAGAGUUCCGGUGUGGGGCAUGAGACAAGUCACCCUUCAUGUUGAGUUAUUCGGUUGAACACGUUUGUGAAAGCGUGGACGAUGAAGUCUGUGGGAGGCGGGACAAGAAGCGAGCCAUUCAUGGCUUCCUUGCUUGGUUACGCUUGUUGGCUUUUUUUCUCCUUGAUGGAAAAUGGAUGGAAGGCCAACGAGUCCGUCUGGCUCAACGGGUCCGGGACUGUCGUCUACAUUGUCUAUCUGCUGAUGUUUCUCUGGUACAUGGACGCAGCCAAUCGAUGGAUUACAGUCGAGUGGUGGGUUCCCGGCGCCGUGUUGUACCUGUGUGCCGCAGCAAUCUUUGGAGUUCUGGCCGGUUGGACCUGGGUCUUCAAGGUGAUGUGCACGCUGGCUGGACUGGCCUCCGCGUCCGCAUCACUCGUGCUGACUGUGUUUGUGCUCGAGAGGAAGGUGGAGUUUUUGCCUGAUUGUGUGUCCACGACAGUGAGCCUACUUCACUAUUGCGUGUGGAUCGCUCGUGACGCUAUCGACCCAAGAGAUUACUUUGAUAUGGUCCAAAAUGUUUGCGGCUUUGGUUGCUGCUUGGCUUUCCUCACCCUGCCGUUCCUGCCCUUCUUCUGGACGGGGGAUGGGACGCGGGCCAAGCCAACACUGGCAGAUGAGGACGACCCCAACAGGCCACUUAUCUCUCUGCCUGGCGAACCACCCGCACCGCUGCAUCAGCCGCUGACCGCCGUCAACCCGCAUGCUGAUGAGCUCGUCAACCUGCCGGCCACCAAUGUGUUCCAGGAGCCCAGGAGGGCGGGUUCGGCUCCAUCCACACCGAAGAACCAAGUUGAUGAUACACGCAGGGUGGUUUCGGCUCCAUCCACACCGAAUUAGUAAGUUGAUGAUACACACAGAUGCUGGCUUCCUUAAUCAUGUGCCAGCAGUGCCAGAUCCAAGAGACAAAUCAAAUUCUGUCUUUUAUGCAAAAGAUUUUUUUUUACAUUCUGUACGGAGUACUGUAUAAUCCAUCUCCAAGAGACAAAUCAAAUUAGGAAACAGUUCUGAGACGCCACAUGUAUGUUUUUUCAAGAAUUUUGCAGAGAUGACAAAAUGUUCAUGUUUCAGCGAUUUGUAGCUUAAGCUCAGUCACACGUAGUAAAACCAGUUUCUCCAAUGAUUAACUAUGUGCUAUGUUGCUACCAUAUAACUAUGC